CGCCCGGCCGACCUCGUGCCUUGGGCUCUCCCGCCUGCGCCCGCGGCUCCCUCGCACCGCCCGCUCGGAGACCCACGCGCGACCCGCGCGCCAUGAGCUCGGGCCAGCGCGCUGGCGGCGACGCGCGGAAGGACUGCCCGGCGGGCGGCGGCGUGGGGCGUCCCGCGACGGCAGCCGGGGCCUGGGCGGUGAGCGCUGUGUGCCUGCUGCUCUCCGUGGGCUCUGCUGCCGCCUGCCUGCUGCUGGGCGCCCAGGCGGCCGCUCUGCAGGGCCGGGUGGCGGCGCUCGAGGAGGAGCGGGAGCUGCUGCGGCGCGCGGGGUCGCCGAGCGCCCUGGCCGCCUGGGCCGAGCCGCACCUGGAGCGCCUGCUGCGCGAGAAGUUGGAGGGACUGGCCAAGCACCGGACAGUUCGGGAAGCACCGACCGCGUGUGUCUGCCCACCAGGCCCUCCUGGACGGCGCGGCAAGGCUGGAAGAAGAGGCGACCCCGGUCCUCCCGGGCAAUCAGGACGAGAUGGCUACCCGGGGCCGCUGGGUCUGGAUGGCAAGCCCGGACUUCCAGGCCCCAAAGGGGAAAAGGGCGCACCAGGAAACCUUGGCCCUCAGGGAGACCAAGGGCGAGAUGGAGCUGCUGGGCCUCCAGGGCCCCCUGGACCCCCUGGAGCCCGGGGCCCUCCUGGCGACACGGGGAAAGAUGGCCCCAGGGGAGCACAAGGCCCAGCGGGUCCCAAAGGAGAGGCUGGACGUGACGGCGAGAUGGGCCUGAAGGGACUCCCAGGGCCCAAGGGUGAGCCCGGCAUUCCUGGAAAGAAGGGUGACGAUGGGAUUCCAAGCCAGCCAGGGCUCCCCGGACCUCCAGGCCCUAAGGGCGAGCCAGGGAACACGGGGCCUCCAGGAGAAAAUGGUGUGGACGGCGCCCCAGGGCCAAAGGGAGAGCCCGGCCAGCGAGGCGCAGACGGAGUCUCAGGACUGCGGGGUCCCCAGGGCCUCAAGGGUGAGCAAGGAGACACGGUGGUGAUAGACUACGAUGGCAGGAUUCUGGACGCCCUCAAGGGUCCUCCCGGGCCACAGGGGCCUCCAGGGCCCCCAGGGAUCCCCGGAGCCAAGGGUGAGCUGGGAUUGCCUGGUGCCCCAGGAAUCGACGGAGAGAAGGGUCCCAAAGGAGCCAAAGGAGACCCAGGAGACGCUGGGCCGACCGGACCCAAAGGGGAAGCAGGCGAGAUGGGCCUGUCGGGCCUCCCGGGCACCGACGGGCCCAAGGGGGAGAAGGGAGAGUCGGCAUCUGACAGUCUACGGGAGAGCCUGGCCCAGAUCAUAGUGGCACCAGGGCCCCCCGGCCCCCCUGGCCCCCCAGGCCCCAUGGGCCUUCAGGGAAUCCAGGGUCCCAAGGGCUUGGACGGAGCAAAGGGAGAAAAGGGUGUGUCAGGUGACAGAGGCCCCAGCGGCCUACCGGGGCCAGCUGGCCCGCCAGGUCUUAUUGGGCUGCCAGGAACCAAAGGAGAGAAGGGAAGACCUGGGGAGCCAGGACUAGAUGGGUUCCCUGGACCCCGAGGAGAGAAAGGUGACCGGAGUGAACGUGGAGAGAAGGGGGAGCGAGGUGUCCCAGGCCGGAAAGGCGUGAAGGGCCAGAAGGGUGAGCCGGGACCACCGGGCCUGGACCAGCCGUGUCCUGUGGAGAAUCCCAAAUGUGGAGGCAAGCGAGGGGCGCCGGGCUCCAGGGGGCCCUGCCCCGCGGGCUCUGAUGGACUGCCCGUGCCUGGCUGCUGGCAUAAGUGACCCCCGCACCCAACUCACAACCUGUACAGAUGCGUGUGGAAGUUUUUAAUUUUUGUAAAAAAACACAAAAAAACAAAAAACAGUAAUAUAUUGAUCUUUUUCUCAUGAGAGGCACGACAUGUGGCUCUCAUAACAUUCAAGAGGGCGCCUGGCCCAGCCCCAGAACGAUCAGCCUUUGAAGCUGGCAGGAAAGCAGACAGGCCAGUCCAGGGGAAUCGCAUACUCGGGGGGCAGCCAUGGGACUUGGCUUCCCCAGGAAGGAGACGAAGGUGAAAGCGCCUGGCUCAAGAGAGGCUGCAAGAAUGCUGGGUUGGGCCCUCAGCCACCUGAUUAGCAGAAAGACUGCACCCCCCAACACCCCCAGAAGCUCCGGAGCCCUGGGGCCCGCUCCAUCCAAAAAGGCCCAGGGCUUGAACAGUAAAUGCAGCUGUCCCCGCCUCUCUGGCCUCUGGCCUCAGCCCCAGCCAGCUGCCCACCCCUCGGGGGCCCUCUGGGGCCCAGGUUCUCCAGGCCAGGACAAGAUUCCUGCCCAGCUGGAUGCUGGGAGCUAUGGGGAGCACCCCCAGUGGGUCACGCUCCCAAGCAAGUUCAGUAGGCCUUGGGAACCCAGCCUGCUGUGAGAACACGUGGCCUCCAGCCCGGAGGAGAGGCCAGCCUCUCCGAUCAUGACCUGUGGACCCAGCUGCGAAGAAACCUCUUGAUCCCCAAGAUCCGCGAGUUCGGAGAACGGUGGGUUCCAGAUGGGAGGGGCUGCUGCUUCCUGUGUCUCUCACAGCAUCCCGAAGAGAGUCAUGAUGGGACUUUGCCAGCCCAAGGAGACCGGCCCGCGACUCAAGAGUUUGGGCCUCACUGGCCCCAACUCUCCACCUGAGAGGACUCUGGGCAGCCUGCCAGAACUGGUUUUUCGGAUGAGCCAUGCAGAUGAAGAGGGCCCGGUGCCCUGAGAAGAGGCCUCCCCACCUCAGACAAGGGUCCCCCAGCUGGCCACCUUCCGCCUAGAGGCUCGCCUCCCUUCUCUGUAUAGAUGGAUAUCGCUGUGUGUAAUAAACCCCAGUGUGUGUC
Molecule: messenger RNA, 2837 nt
Organism: Mustela erminea (ermine)
Lineage: Eukaryota; Metazoa; Chordata; Mammalia; Carnivora; Mustelidae
Gene: COL23A1
Product: collagen type XXIII alpha 1 chain
Exons: 30
Coding region: 93-1775 (560 amino acids)
Source: RefSeq, a predicted model, not a curated record